This is a messenger RNA of Guillardia theta CCMP2712, 981 nucleotides long. RefSeq lists its product as hypothetical. The transcript has 10 exons. The record is from RefSeq and is a predicted model, not a curated record. Lineage: Eukaryota; Cryptophyceae; Pyrenomonadales; Geminigeraceae. Bases 1 to 981 code for a protein of 326 amino acids. Gene Ontology annotation, molecular function: Hsp70 protein binding; Hsp90 protein binding.
AUGUCUUUCCCGACUUUCAACAACGGGAACAUUGCGAAUGAGACCAUGGUCGAAGACUAUGUUCAGUCUCAUCUUGCAGGGAAUUAUGUUUUCAAGCGUGGGAAGAAUGGUCACAGGGAAACGUUGAGCUGCUUUGAUAAAACCAAGCCGAUCAAUCCGACAAAGCGAGCAGGAGGGCAUGGCCCAGCACGGGUCCCAGACCCGUCGGUCGAUCCUCACUACAACAACGCCACUGCCAAGUUCUCCUUCACCACCAAAGUGAACGGACCAGACAGCUACCAGAAGGCGCGGAGUCCCGUCCAUGAGGACUCACCGGGGGGAGCCUGCACUAGCCUGGCCAUCGGCAAGAAAGAGCUGAAGCCUAUCACCCCUCCAAUCUCGGGCGCUUUCAAAGUGAGAGAUAAUCCUCCAAACUCAGAGUUCCGACGAUUCUACGAGAGAGGAGACCUGCCCAUCGCUAUAGAACACCGGGGGGUUGGAAAUCGAAUCCAGUGGAAGAUCGACAUAGAAAAGCUUGAUUAUCAUCACUACCUCCCGAUCUUCUUUGAUGGCCUUCGAGAAAAAGAAGAGCCUUAUCGUUUCUUGGCCGUGCAGGGCACGUUUGACAUGCUUGAGCACGGAGGCACAAAGAUCUUACCUGUCAUCCCUCAACUCAUCAUCCCCAUCAAGACCGCCUUGAACACGCGGGAGCCAGGAGUAAUUGUCAUCGUGUUGAAGGUUUUACAGCAGCUCGUGGUGUCGGGAGAGAUGAUAGGAGAGGCGCUGGUGCCAUACUAUCGUCAGAUCCUCCCCGUUCUUAACAUCUUCAAGAACAGAAAUGUGAAUGUUGGUGACUGUAUAGUAUACAACCAGCGGAAAAGGAUGAUCCUCGGAGAUCUCAUACAAGAGACGCUGGAACUGCUUGAGACGCAUGGAGGCGAAGAUGCUUUCAUCAACAUCAAGUACAUGAUUCCUACAUAUGAGAGCUGCGUUCUCAACUAG